Messenger RNA from Cyprinodon variegatus (sheepshead minnow), 2461 nucleotides. RefSeq names its product keratin, type II cytoskeletal cochleal-like (gene krt5). The coding region runs from base 117 to 1724 and encodes 535 amino acids. The record is from RefSeq and is a predicted model, not a curated record. The transcript has 9 exons. Gene Ontology annotation, biological process: keratinization; intermediate filament organization. NCBI's taxonomy places the organism in Eukaryota, Metazoa, Chordata, Actinopteri, Cyprinodontiformes, Cyprinodontidae. Gene Ontology annotation, molecular function: structural constituent of skin epidermis. Gene Ontology annotation, cellular component: keratin filament.
UUAGAGGGACUUGGCUCUCCUCUUAGUGUGCUCCACAUCUCUGCCAAACCUCUCUCUGUCUCUGCUUCUCUUAUUUUUCUCUGUAAAACUACUUCUUAGAAGUAACUAGACCAGCCAUGUCAUCCAGAACAAUGAGCGUAAAGACAACCAGGACCAGCUAUGGUGGGGGUGGAAGUUUUGGCGGUGGAAGUUUUGGCGGUGGCCGUGCCUCAGGUGGCUUUUCCUCAAGAUCUGCUAUUUCCUUUAGACCAAUUCAAGCUUCCACAGCAAGCAUGUCAAGGUCAGGUUUUAGCAGUGGUAGUGUUUCUUUUGGCAGUGGUGGUGGUGGAGGAUAUGGCAGUGGUGCAGGUUUUGGAGGUGGUGCUGGAUAUGGCGGUGGUGCUGGAUUUGGCGGUGGUGCUGGAGGAUUUGGCGGCGGUGGAUUUGGUGGUGCUGGAGGUAUGGGUGGUGGCUUCGCACCUGCUACCAUCACAAAUGUGCAGUUCAACCAGAGCCUGCUAUCUCCCCUGAACCUUGAGAUCGACCCCACUAUCCAGACUGUCCGGACCCAGGAAAAAGAGCAGAUUAAGACUCUUAACAACCGCUUCGCCAGCUUUAUUGAUAAGGUCCGCUUCCUGGAGCAGCAGAACAAGAUGCUGGAGACCAAAUGGAGCCUUCUGCAGGAUCAGACCACCAGUCGCUCUAACAUCGACAGCAUGUUUGAGACCUACAUUGGAAACCUACGCAGACAGCUGGAUGGGCUCGGAAACGAGAAGGUCAAGCUGGAAGGAGAGCUGAGGAACAUGCAGAACCUGGUGGAGGACUUCAAGAACAAAUAUGAGGAUGAAAUCAACAAGCGUGCAGCUGUGGAGAAUGAAUUUGUGCUCCUCAAGAAAGAUGUAGAUGGUGCCUACAUGAACAAAAUUGAGUUGGAGGCUAAGGUUGAUGCUCUUCAGGAUGAGAUUAACUUCCUCAGAGCUCUCUAUGAAAUGGAACUCAAUGAGCUUCAAGGACAGGUCAAGGACACCUCAGUAAUUGUGGAGAUGGACAACAGCCGCACAUUGGACAUGGAUGCUAUUGUGGCUGAAGUCAGGGCACAGUAUGAGGAGAUUGCCAACAACAGCCGAGCUGAGGCUGAGAAGUGGUACCAGCAGAAGUUCCAAGAAAUGCAGAGCAGUGCAACACAAGCUGGGGAUGAACUUCGCAACACAAAGAGCGAGAUUGCUGAUCUUAACCGCAUGAUCAGCCGACUCCAGAAUGAGAUUGAGGCAGUCAAAGGACAGCGAGCCAACCUUGAGGCUCAGAUUGCUGAGGCUGAGGAACGUGGUGAGUUGGCGGUAAAGGAUGCCAAGGCCCGCAUCAAGGACCUUGAAGCUGCACUGCAGAGUGCCAAGCAAGACAUGGCUGCCCAGGUCCGUGAGUAUCAGGAGCUCAUGAACAUCAAACUGGCUCUGGACAUUGAGAUUGCCACCUACAGGAAGCUUCUAGAAGGAGAGGAAUCCAGAAUCGGCUCUGGAGGCGGAAGCGCAACCGUUCAUGUACAGUCCUCAAGCAGCAGCUUCGGUGGUGGCUCAGGAGGCGGCAUGGGCGGCGGCUUUGGUUCAGGAAUGGGAAUGGGAAUGGGAGGUGGUGGAGGAUUUAGCGGUGGAUAUGGUGGCAGCAUGAGCUCCAUGAGCAUGGGAGGAGGCGGCGUCAUCAGCACAAAAAGCAGCACCAGGCUCUCUUCCUCCCGGAUCCGAUAUUAAAAGUUCUGGUCUCCAUUGUUCUUCCCUUGUUCUGUACCCUUUAAUUCUCCCUUAUGACCCACACUCUCCCCUUUUCCCUCACAGAGUCAUCUAAGAAAUGUGCUUAUUACAACCAAUGCAUUGACAUAUAAAAAUUUGGAGCUAGCAAACCAAUACAAGUUAAGACAGAGAGCUUGUAAAACCAUAGACAAAGAGAUGCAGAGAUGUGAGUAAGCCCUGUCUUCUUUUCAUCAGUCAGCCUGGCUGUCUUCUGGUUGCCGGAUAGGUUGUUGUACAGACAAGAGAAUACUUGUAGUGUUAUAGCAACAUAUCCUAACAGCGCAACUACUGCUGCACAAAAACAGAAAACAAAGACUAGCUUUGUACUUGAUGAGUAGAGAGGUUUACUAAUCCUAAAUCUAAGGCUCACACCUCAUACUCCUUGUAUCUUCUGAUGUCUCAAACAAGUCCUUCUGCGCAGCCUGGCGUCUUCAAAAGCAGCCACAUGUAAUACACCAGUUGAUUUAUUUUAAGAAUCCUUUUUUUUUACUUUUCUAUCUAAAGUUUCUAUUCACGUAUGAAUAUGUCAUGAGAUCUCCAAUGUUAUAAUUACAUGGUGUCUGUGAUCAUGCUUCACCUACAUUUCCACAUUUAACAACUGUAAAGUGUAAUUGCAUAAGGCUGACUGCAACUACCAGAUUUAUUAUGGAGUGUACCAACAAAAAGCUACAAUAAAUCUGAACUCAUAUUCCAUCUAC